AUGUUUGAAAGGGGAAAGUUUAUCUGCUGUAUCAGUUUAACUUUGAACUCAGAAAACUAUCAGGAAGCAAUAGAAAUUUUGAAAGGCAGAUUUGGAAAUGAACAAAUCUUAAUAUCUGCUCACAUGGAGUCACUAUUGAGGAUCAGUAAGAUAGCAUCUAGGGAUAAUAUUAAAGAGCUAAGGAUGCUUUAUAAUCAUGUAGAGAGUUGUGUAAGAAAUUUGAAAUCCCUUAAACUUGACACAUCUGGUUACGGCUCAUUGCUAAUUCCAAUCUUAAAAGAUAGAUUGCCUGACGAAAUUACCAUGAUUAUUUCCAGAAAAUUUGGCGAGGAGAUCUGGACACUUGAUAAAGUCAUGGAAUAUUUUAAUAGUGAGCUUCGAGCGCAAGAGAAUCCACUUCGAAUAGAUCAUCCACUUCGAAAAGUGCAUCCACUUCGAAUAGAUUUAUCCAGAAAGAAUCCCAAAGAAAGGGGGGAUAUUAUACUACUAGUGGUUUGUUUGGUCAGACCAAUAAGAUUGCAUGCGUGUAUUGUGGCAAGGAGGGACAUUCAUCAUAGAAACAAGCGGUGUUUUAUAUGCUUAGAUACUGGACAUAUUGCCAAAAAUUGUAAGUCCCAUUAUUUAUGUAGGAAGUGUAAGACUGGCAAGCACCAUAUAUCCAUAUGCGAACAUACACCAGCAGAUCCCCCAGGUAUAAAUCGGGAGGAAGAUAAGAACGCAACAACUAAUGAUAACAAGGGUUUUGUGGUACAUGCUAACUGCGAUAAAAGCGGUAUACUAUUGCAGACAGCUAGAGCGGAUAUAUUAGCCUACCUACAGAUGACAGUGUGCAAGUCCAGACUAGAAUUUUAUUUGACAGCGGUAGUCAGAGGUCGUAUAUAUCUGAGAAGGUUAGAAGUACACUGAAAUUGAAGGCAAUGGACCAUUUGCAUUAUAGACUAAAUUUUGAUCAAGACAAAAAUUUCAUCACAGCUUGAAAGAGCAUCACAAAAUUAGUAAUACUCCAAAGUUUCGUUGCGAAAUGUUGUAAAAUGCGGAUAAUAUAGCCAUGCGAAGUUUGCCGUUUUUCUGUCAUUUUGUAUUACGCACGGGAACUUGACAGCCCAAUCGGGUGUUGGGGCAUCAAUUUCCCGUUUGUAAUACAAAAUGACUGAAAAUUGCAAACUUCGUAAGGCUAUAUUAUCCGCAUUUUACAACAUUUCGCAACGAAACUUUGGAAUAUUACUAAUUUUGUGAUGCUCUUUCAAGCUGUGAUGAAAUUUUUGUCAAGAUGAAAAUUUAGUCUAUAAUGCAAAUGGUCCAUUAGAGUGGAGAAAGUUGUAAUCAAAACCUUUGGGCAGGCUGAGAAUAGUGAGGUACAGGAACUUGAUGUUGUUCAACUUAAGGUUAGAAAUAAAGGUGAUGCUAGAUUUACAUUUGUAGAAGCCCUAUGUGUCCCAACCAUAUGUAGUCCGCUGACACAUCAGCCCCUGUCAAGUGUGCAUAAAUUACCGGAAUUUGCAGGGUUGGAAUUUGCUGACUUUGAGCACAAGCAACACCAAUAUCUCCCGGUCGGCAUUUUGAUUGGCAUCGACUUUUACCAUGUCUUUAUGACUGGUAAGGUUAUAAGAAGUAAAUUAGGCCCUGUUGCAUGUAAAACUAGAGUGGGGUGGGUACUUAGUGGUCGAAUUGGCUCAAGUGCAUCAGAUAUGCAUUGUUUUGAAACACAUUUGCUACGUGCUUCGGUGGAGCAGUCAGAGUCAGAGUCAGACAUAAGCUUACGGCAAGAACUGGAUAAGUUUUGGAAUGUGGAGAGCAUAGGCACUAAAACUGACAGUGUUGUUGACCAAUUCGAAAAUGACAUUAUUCAUGACGGAACUAGGUACAUCACAAAAUUACCAUUUAAACCUGAUCAUGAGGUGCUCCCUGACAAUUUUAAGGUUUGUGAAGGACGGCUUAAAUCACUAAAGAAUAAGUUGGUUGCGAGUAACAUUUUGCAUGAGUACAAUCAAAUAUUCUCGGAGUACGAAGAAAACGGUAUAAUAGAGCGUGUUUCAUCAGCUGAGGUUGCAAGGGAAACAGGGCAAGUACACUACCUUCCCCAUAGGCCGGUUAUACGUAAUGAUAAACAGACUACCAAAAUACGUGCAGUAUUUGAUGCCUCAUGUAAAGUCAGUGGUCCUUCUUAAAUGAAUGCCUUUAUUCAGGUCCUAACCUGAUAGCUAAGAUUUUUGACAUUUUACUUAGGUUUAGAUUGAAUAAGAUUGGGGUAUUAGCUGACAUAAAACAAGCUUUUCUAAAUGUUGGUAUAGAUGCACAGCAUAGAGACUACCUUAGAUUUUUGUGGUAUGAUUUGCAAACUGAGGAUGAGCAGGUAGUAACUUACAGGUUUUUAAGAGUAGUUUUCGGAAUUACAAGUAGUCCAUUCUUAUUGAAUGGGACAAUACGACAUCACCUCAGUAAUUACUUAGAGAAAGAAAGAGAAAUAGCACAGCGAGUUAUAGAUGAUCUUUAUGUUGAUGAUUUGGUUAGUGGCUGUAAUAAACUUGAGGAGGGUAAAGCCCUAUAUGAUAGAAGGCAAUUUUAUCUGAAGCCGGUUAAAACAGCUCGCGGAAGUACGGCAUAGUCGGUUUGUGUUUACAUCUAAUUUGUCCUCCGGUAGUCGUAUAGAGCUUCAUGGUUUUUGUGAUAGCUCUAAAGAAGUUUACUGUGCGGUUGUCUACCUACGGCUCGUCUAUCAGGGCGCGGUCCAUGUAUGUUUUUUAGCUUCAAAAACUAAGGUAGCUCCCUUAAAAACACUCACGAUUCCUCGGUUAGAACUCUUGGGGGUGCUUACUCCUUAGCAAAUUAAUUCGUGAAGUACUCAUAGGAGUUGAAAACCGAAUUAAUUUGCAUGAUAUAUUCUGUUGGACUGAUUCCGAGGUUGCUCUUUGUUGGGUUAAUGGGAAAGAGAAGAGUUGGGAGCCUUGGAUUGAGAAUAGGGUUGUGGCUAUAAGGAAAGUGGUGGAUCGUGAGAAGUGGCAUUUUGUUAGGGGUGAGGUAAAUCCUGCCGAUAUCCCUACUCGACUGUCUUCAAAUUUAAAAGAUUCUUUUUCGGGCUGUUGGUUUAAGGGACCUUUGAUGUUGUGGUCACAGGAGUUGGAAGUUGACAGGGUAAAAGCUAGUUGUGGUAACGAAAACUCUUUGGUUGGGAGGGUUAAUGUAGAAGUUCCUACUGAAGUUGUCAACUUCAGUAACACGACAGAGAAGGGCACGCCUAACAACAGCAGAUGUUCAAUGGGUGCUGUCAUUGAUUGCACUCGUUACAGCUCAUUGAAGAAAAUGCUACUAACAACUGGCUACGUAAUGAGAUUUGUGAACAAUUUAAAGAAGCGAGUGAGAAAACUUGAUGGUGAUAUCGUCAGUGAUAUAGUGUACUGA
This is a messenger RNA of Paramuricea clavata, 3399 nucleotides long. The record is from the annotation of a GenBank genome assembly. Lineage: Eukaryota; Metazoa; Cnidaria; Anthozoa; Malacalcyonacea; Plexauridae.